Rangifer tarandus platyrhynchus (Svalbard reindeer) is the source of this 1611-nucleotide messenger RNA. NCBI's taxonomy places the organism in Eukaryota, Metazoa, Chordata, Mammalia, Artiodactyla, Cervidae. The record is from the annotation of a GenBank genome assembly.
AUGGCAACCAGCGCGCAACCCGGGCUGCUCGGCCUGGAGGGAAGCGCGGGAGGUGAGGCGCUGGCGACAAACGGGACUGCUAGCACCGCGGGCCCCGAGCGGCCUGGGCCGCUUCAGGACGAGACCCUGGGCGUGGCGUCCGUGCCCUCGCAGUGGAGGGGCGUCCAGGGCAUCCUCGGGGAGACGAAAAGUUGCCAGACGGCCAGCAUUGCCACUGCUGAAGCGUCCGUGCAGGCCCGGAAGCAUGUGGAUGCUGAGGUGCAGACCGAGGUCCCCGAGCCAGUCAGCCUGCCGUCUGUGCCUCGGUACAACGGCCCCCGGCUUGCGGCCUUUCUCCGGAAAGUAGAGGCCAUGGUUACCCGAGAGCUGAACAAGAAUUGGCAGAGCCAUGCGUUUGACGGCUUCGAGGUGAACUGGGCCGAGCAGCAGCAGACGGUGACCUGCCUACAUACCCUGAGCUAUCCCCCAGCCCAAGGACAGGGUCUCCACGUGACUGGCGUCUCCUGGAACACCACUGGCUCUGUGGUGGCCUGCGCCUACGGCCGGCUGGAUGACGGGGACUGGAGCACGCUGAAGUCCUUCGUGUGCACUUGGAAUCUGGACCGGCGAGGCCUGAACCCCCAGCAGCCGUCGGCGGUGGUGGAGGUGCCCAGCGCCGUCAUGUGCCUGGCCUUCCACCCCACGCAGCCGUCCCACAUGGCAGGUGGACUGUACAGUGGUGAGGUGCUGGUGUGGGACACGAGCCGCCCUGAGGACCCACUGCUCUGGUGCACAGGCCUGACGGACGACACGCACACGGACCCCGUGUACCAGGUGGUCUGGCUCCCCGAGCCCCGGCACAGCCACCGCUUCCAGCUGCUGAGUGUGGCCGCUGACGGGAAGGUGCUGCUCUGGCAGGGGGUCGGGGCUGGCCGGCUGCAGCUGAGCGCGGGCUUCGCCCUGGCCGCGCAGCAGCUCCCCAGGAACACCAAGCUGAAGAAGCCUUCCCGGGGGGAGACCGAGGUGGGUGCCACGGCGGUGGCUUUCUCCAGCUUCGACCCCAGCCUUUUCGUGCUGGGCACGGAAGGCGGCUUCCCACUCAAGUGCUCCCUGGCGGCGGCGGAGGCCGCUGUCACGCGCAUGCCCAGCUCUGUGCCCCUGCGGGCCCCGGCGCAGUUCACCUUCGCCCCCCACGGCGGCCCCGUCUACUCUGUGAGCUGCUCCCCCUUCCACAGGAAUCUCUUCCUGAGCGCAGGGACGGAUGGCCACGUCCACCUGUACUCCAUGCUGCAGGCCCAGCCCCUGACCUCCCUGCAGCUCUCCCACAAGUACCUGUUUGCUGUGCGCUGGUCCCCGGUGCGCCCCCUGGUGUUUGCAGCUGCUUCUGGGGCAGGUGACGUGCAGCUGUUUGAUCUCCAGAAAAGCUCCCAGAAGCCCACAGUUUCAGUCAAGCAAACUGAGGAUGAAAGCCCUGUCUACUGUCUUGAGUUCAACUGCCAGCAGACUCAUCUCCUGGCUGCGGGUGAUGCCAAGGGCACAGUAAAGGUGUGGCAGCUGAGCAGUGAGUUCACUGAGCAAGGAGCCCGGGAGACAGAGCGCCUGGAUCAGCUGGCCUCGGAGGUGGCCAGCUGA